This is a messenger RNA of Sporothrix brasiliensis 5110, 1878 nucleotides long. RefSeq names its product cation efflux family protein. The coding region runs from base 1 to 1878 and encodes 625 amino acids. Gene Ontology annotation, biological process: monoatomic cation transport; transmembrane transport. Lineage: Eukaryota; Fungi; Ascomycota; Sordariomycetes; Ophiostomatales; Ophiostomataceae. Gene Ontology annotation, cellular component: membrane. Gene Ontology annotation, molecular function: monoatomic cation transmembrane transporter activity. The transcript is spliced from 2 exons. The record is from RefSeq and is a predicted model, not a curated record.
AUGCCGUCACCACUCUGCUGGUACGGGCCGUCUAGCGGCCGGCCGCUGCGUCUGAAUGUGCUGUGCAGGGCGGCAGCUGGAUCUGUCCGAGCUCCGUUUCACACCAGCCGCCAUCCGCUCUACCCCAGCAAUCAAAGCGCCCAGCACUACAGUUGCAAUCGCAGCGCAGCCAACCGCAGCAACUGCCGCAUGUAUUAUUACUGCAACCACCACUCCAGCACCACCGGCCAACCGUACCGCCAACACCAUUACGACUUUAGCCAGGCACUGAGGCCACCUCAACCACAUCAAUCUUCGUCGCAGCGUCGCGUGUUCCAGACCUCAUCGUCGACUGCGCUUCCGACCAUCUUUCCUUCCUCUACGUCAGCCACGUUCACAUUAACAUCACGCGCCAGCCGACCUCCGCUGUCACCAUCACAUCUGCCAGCGCCCAGAUCUCCGUCGCUUUCCACGCUCCGCCGUCCAUUGGCACCGUCUUCGUCAUCAGCGUCCUUAUCGUCAUCACCAUCAUAUUCUUCUUCGUCGUCGUCGUCGUCGUCGUCUUCCGAAACAUUGGCACAAUUUACACCUUCUUUGUCUCGAAAACAACGGCGCAAAUUCGCCCGCUGGCUGCCGGCCCUCAUGGCUAUCCAGGCACGGUCAAAAAGCGACGACUCGCACUCGCACGCUGCAUCCAACGCAAAGGACGGCGACAACGGCCACAGCCAUGACCACGCCCACGCCCACUCGCACGGCCUUUUCGGCGGCCACCAUCACCACCACGACAAUGCCUACCUCACGUCCCAGAACAAGAACGAUGCCGGCGUCCGCAUCACCCGCAUUGGCCUCUACUGCAACCUGGGCAUGGCCCUAGCCAAGGGCGCUGGCGGCUACUACUUCAACUCGCAGUCCAUGGUCGCCGAUGCCUGGCACAGCUUGACCGACCUGGCGUCGGACAUUUUGACGCUUGCCACGGUCUCGUGGAGCUUGCGUCCACCGACGGCGAAGUUCCCCACGGGCUUCGGCAAGGUGGAGAGCCUGGGGUCGCUGGGCGUGUCGAGCAUGCUACUCGGCGGCGGCAUUUUCAUGUGCAUGAGCAGUCUACAGAUCCUGUACGCGCAUUUCUUUUUGGAUGCAGCAGCUGCCGCCGAGGUCAUGGCCCACGGCCACGGCCACGGCCACGGCCACAGCCAUGGGCAUGACGGCCCAAGCCUACACGCAGCCUGGCUGGCGCUGGGCACCGUGCUUGUCAAGGAGUGGCUCUACCGAGCGACUAUGAAGGUUGCCCGUGAACGCAAAUCGUCGGUCCUUGCAUCCAAUGCCGUGCACCACCGCGUCGACAGUUUGACAGGCAUCGUGACUCUCCUGGCGAUUCUCGGCGCCAACCUCAUCCACGACGCGUCGUGGCUCGACCCCGUCGGCGGCCUCUUCAUCUCGCUGCUGGUCAUCCGCGCCGGCUGGGAAAACACGGCCGCCGCGCUCUACGAGCUGGCCGACCGCAGCAUCGACGACGACGUGAAGCGGUCCGUGCGCAAGAGCGUCACCAAGGCGCUCGACGGCGGUGCCCUGCUGGCCAAUGGGCAGCAGCAUCUGGCGGAGCUGCGCGACGUGUCGGGCGUCAAGUCGGGCCAGAACUACCUGGUGGACCUGGAGCUCGCGGUGCCGGGCGACUGGACGGUCGAGGAUGUGCGGUCGAUUGAGGAUGCUGUGCGCACACGGGUGGGCAGCUCGGUGCGCGGCGUGCGGCGGGUGCACGUGCGGUUUGUGAGGCUGGACGAGACGGUCGAGAAGUUUGACGAGUUUAUCUCGGGCGACAUCAGCCCACGGUCGAGCCCCGAGCCCGAAGACGACGACCACGACCACGAUCAUGACCAGAACGGGAAGCCACACAAACACUGA